Tetranychus urticae (two-spotted spider mite) is the source of this 2662-nucleotide messenger RNA. Its product is annotated as metal cation symporter ZIP14. The record is from RefSeq and is a predicted model, not a curated record. Gene Ontology annotation, cellular component: plasma membrane. Gene Ontology annotation, molecular function: monoatomic cation:bicarbonate symporter activity; zinc ion transmembrane transporter activity. Gene Ontology annotation, biological process: intracellular monoatomic cation homeostasis; zinc ion import across plasma membrane. NCBI's taxonomy places the organism in Eukaryota, Metazoa, Arthropoda, Arachnida, Trombidiformes, Tetranychidae.
GAUUGUUGAGAGUAAGGUUGAGAGGAAAACAGAUCAAAAUCAAGUUUCCUUCAACAAACCCAAUCAAACCUUCCCUGUUGGAAUUAUCAAGUUGACUUGGGCCAUCAACAUCAUCGUCAUCACUACCAGCAAAAGUAGCAGUUGUAAAGACAAGCAAUGAAGACCAUAAGUUAAUCAAUUAGUAAAUUUGUUAAUUUCAAUGUGAUUAACAAAUGAAGAUUCAAGCCAGGUGAUUCAUUCAACGUCCUAUCCCAUGUACAAUUACUUUUUACUUCUUUUGUGCCAGAUGAAAAUUGUGAACGACAAUCUUAACCAGUUAAUUUAAUUUAAAUUCACUUUUCUGUUCUACAAUUCAAUACUUUUACUGAAGAGGAGCCAUCAAGAUGACUUACUUCAACGUUCUACUAGUCACCAUCUUUUAUUUAAUGGUUAAUCCUGUUACCCUUUCCCUAGGAACCAAUACUACCUCACCUUUACCCUCAAAUCAACCUACGUUUCUUCUUAAUGAUAAUUAUGGUAGCAAUAACAGGAAUAGCAAUAGUCCACUGUUGGAAAAUUUGGAGGACAUCGAAGCUCUCUCUUAUUUUCUGUUGGUCAGUCACAAUAAAGAUAGAUGUCGAAUCAAUCCAAAUGAUGCAAGUUAUGGUAAAAAAGAGGAGAACAAAUGGUGCAAUAAAAAUCUUUCUGAAUCAAAUUUAUUCAGAUUUUUUGAGGAUCUUCGAAGUGGCAAUGUUGGCGAAUCAGAACAGUUUCUCCAAAACAUUGACUGUUCCUUCGAAGUCGACAAUUACCUGAGAUUAAUCAAUAAUUUAACUUCCAGUCCGUCAACUUCAUCACAUGCUUCACCUCUACAGCCAUCAUCACCAUCAGUCUCAUCAGCAUCUGUAUCUUCGCCAUCACCUUCAUCUACUCCAGCAUAUUCAUCAGCAUCUACAUCUUCACACUCUGAACAUCACCGGUCUAAACUUUUGUCAAUAUGUGAGGCGGCAAACAAAUGUCAAAACAGCGAUGAUAUGUUAAAUUUAAUACGAAAGGUUGAAUUGCCCAAUUCAGAGUUAGAUGUUGAAGAUAUUGAUUUACGGUUAAGCCAUUCAAUUGUUAAACUUUGCCCUGUGAUAUUAUUUCAACUUCAUGAUUCCAAGUGCUCAUCAAAUUUAGCUGGAGACGAAACUUUACAAGCUCGUCCCUCAGUUGGCUCAGUUUGGGGUUUCUCUAUACUUUUUGUAACCAUAAUUUCAUUCUGUUCACUUGUUGGGGUCAUGAUAAUGCCUUUUAUUGAUAAAGAUUCAUUUACAAAUGCAAUGAACUUAUUGGAAGGUUUAGCUGUUGGAAGUUUAGUUGGAAGCUCAUUGUUUCAUCUUAUACCACAAGCAUUUGAUCUGGUCAUCAAAUAUCCAUCUCAUGAUUUUCUUUGGAAAGCUUUAAUUAUAUUUGGCGGAAUCUAUCUAUUCUUUUGGUCUGAAAGAAUAAUGAAAAUUGUCUCCGAGUUUAAGCGUAAAAAAAAGUUAGCCUCUGUUUAUGUGCCGACCUCAACUGAUCCUAACAACGAUUCUUCUAAUUUGGCCAGUGGAUUUAAUGCAAUGAAACACGUUUAUUUUCGUGAUAUGGGAGAUGAUGAUGUCAGUAAAUCCUUAACCUUGGCUAAUGGUGCUCAAGAGAAAGAAGGUGCUCAUAAUUUGGAAGAGACGACAUUCACCAAUGGACCUAAUAAUAAUGCCUCUGUGCCUGAUUCAGUUACUCCAAGUAAUAACCCUUUACGAAAAACAUCUUGCAGUACCUCUUCAUUGAAUAAACACUUUCACUCUCACAUUGGAGAUACUUCGAGUAAUCCCGGUGAACAAAAUAUUGCCACUGUUGCCUGGAUGAUUAUUCUUGGUGAUGGAUUACAUAAUUUUAUCGAUGGUCUUUCUGUAGGAGCUGCCUUUUCAAACUCAAUUUUAACUGGAAUAAGCACUUCAGUUGCCGUUAUCUGUGAAGAGUUUCCUCAUGAAUUGGGUGAUUUUGCUGUUCUCAUCAGUUCAGGAAUGACCCUUAGACAAGCCAUUGGUUAUAAUUUCCUCUCUGCUUGUACCUGUUAUCUUGGGAUGAUCCUAGGAAUAAUAAUCGGCGACUUUGCUGCUGGAAGUACAUAUAUUUUUGCCCUUGCCGGGGGAAUGUUUCUUUAUAUUGCCUUAGUUGACAUGAUGGCUGAACUGAGUGCAUCACUUGAUGAAGCCAUGGCUCGAUCAACAAGUUCAAUGAUAAAAGCUUUAAUUUUACAGAAUGUUGGAAUUCUUUUAGGUGUUGCAACGCUUUUCCUUCUCGCCAAAUAUUCGAGUCACAUUAAUUUUGAAGGAUUAGCGCCGUUUGACCAGAGUGAAUUACCUAUUGCAAUGACAGAUACUGUUUCAGUAGUUGAAUGAAAUUGUUUUUUUUUUGCAGAAUCAACUAUUGUUGUUACAAAAUUUUACGAUUCAUUUUUGGCGCCAUUUUCUGUUCUGGAAAGGAAACGAGAAAUGCUCACAACUAUAUAUUGAUUUAAUACCAUCACAUUUUUUGUGGUCAAUCUUUGUAAGUUUAGAUUUAUAAGGAUAUUUUUUAUUACAAGAGAUGAGAAAUGUUUAUAUCGUGAGGUACUUUUUUAGAAAUACUUUUUUUUCAAGAAAACUAAAAUUAACUUUUA